AUGUCUCUUGCUCCUCAAAUGGAGGCAGCAACGAAGGAGGUGGAACAUAAAAAUGACGAUGAGAAGGCUAUGGCUGUCAAUGACAAAGCUUCAGUGAGGCCCCGUGGAAGGCCCUUUUUUCAAAGAAGAUGGACAACUUUGGACAAACGUUCUGCUGGUCUUCUUUUGGUCUUGCAUUUGCUUUGUCUCUUGGCGCCAUUUCACUUCACUUGGUCAGCCUUCUGCCUCGCCUUUCUACUCUACAAUUUCACAGGCCUCUUCGGUUUGACGCUUUCGUACCACCGACAUCUCUCGCACAAGAGUUUCAAACUUCCUAAAUGGCUUGAAUACACCUUCGCAUAUAUUGGAGUCCUUACCCUUCAGGGCGAUCCAAUUGAUUGGGUGAGUACCCACAGAUAUCAUCAUCAAUUUGUCGAUACAGACAGAGAUCCACACAGUCCGAAACAAGGAUUUUGGUUUGGACAUAUUGCAUGGAUAUUUGAUUCGUAUGGUUUGACUAAGAAAGUUUGUCCGAAACACGUCGAAGAUUUUGAGGAAAGGAAUCGAAAACGAAAGCGUUUUAGAAAUAUUUUUGUGGGAUGUUUGAAAUAUGGAAGACCAAACAACCUGGAAGAUUUACAAAAGCAGGCCUUUUAUAGGUUUCUUCGUACAACGUACAUUCUUCAUCAUUUUGGUCUUGCAAUUGUCCUCUAUGCUGUCGGAGGGCUUCCCUUCCUCGUAUGGGGAAUGGGUGUAAGAACGGUAUGCUUUCAACAUGUCACAUUCUCUCUAAACUCUAUCGGCCACAUGUGGGGAAACCAGCAAUGGAACACCGGGGAUCAGUCAAGAAACAACUGGGUAUUGGCAUUGCUUAUAUUUGGGGAAGGGUGGCACAACAACCACCAUGCAUUUGAGUAUUCAGCUCGACAUGGCCUAGAAUGGUGGCAACUCGAUGUAACCUGGUGGGUGAUUUUGCUGCUUCAAGCUCUUGGGUUAGCAACCGAUUUGAAAUUACCCUCUCAACAUCACAUGCAGAAGUUGGUGUUUCGACGUAAAUGCGGGUGA
Cucurbita pepo subsp. pepo (vegetable marrow) is the source of this 1044-nucleotide messenger RNA. RefSeq names its product palmitoyl-monogalactosyldiacylglycerol delta-7 desaturase, chloroplastic-like. Gene Ontology annotation, molecular function: palmitoyl-[glycerolipid] 7-desaturase activity. The record is from RefSeq and is a predicted model, not a curated record. NCBI's taxonomy places the organism in Eukaryota, Viridiplantae, Streptophyta, Magnoliopsida, Cucurbitales, Cucurbitaceae. Gene Ontology annotation, cellular component: endoplasmic reticulum membrane. Gene Ontology annotation, biological process: very long-chain fatty acid biosynthetic process.